This is a messenger RNA of Drosophila bipectinata, 1893 nucleotides long. NCBI's taxonomy places the organism in Eukaryota, Metazoa, Arthropoda, Insecta, Diptera, Drosophilidae. The record is from RefSeq and is a predicted model, not a curated record.
GAGUAGGCAUCCACGGUGUAGCCGCAGCUGGCGAGGAUCGCCAGGGUCAGGAUCGCCAUCCUGUUGCUCAUCGAUGACAAGCCCAUAGCUGGAAAAACUACCGUGACCUGCUAGCGACAUGGCCUACAGCUCGGAAAUGGCCAAGAGGGCACUGGCCCUCGAGUACAAACGCCUUCAGGACCAGAUGGUGGAGGGCUUCACCGUGGCCCUGGUCGAUGAGAACAACCUAUUCGAAUGGGCGGUGGGUAUCUACGGGCCGCCCGACACCCUGUACGAGGGCGGCUACUUCAAGGCGCGAAUGAAGUUUCCCCCCGACUACCCGUACUACCCGCCCACACUGUGCUUCGAGACCAAGGUGUGGCAUCCCAACGUGUAUACCAGCGGGAUGCUAUGCAUCUCGAUACUGCAUCCACCCACUGACGACUCCGUCGGCGGAGAAUUGCCGUGCGAGCGCUGGAAUCCCGCCCAGAGCGUUCGCACCAUUCUCCUGUCGGUUAUUUCGCUCUUGAACGAGCCGAACACCAUGUCCCCUGCUAAUGUGGAGGCCGCUGGCAUGUAUAGGCGCUGGCGGGAGAGCAGGGGCGAGGAUACGGAGUACGAGGACAUAGUCCGUCAGCAGGCGUUGGAGUCAAGCGAGGAGGCACGCCUCAAUGGCAUCUUCGUACCAAGGACCCGUGAGGAGUAUAUCCAGAAUUCGCAGGAGCCGCAGGAGCCGCAAGAGCCGAAGGAGGAGCCAGAGGAUAAAGACGAUAUGGAUUAUAACAUCUACUUCGACGGCCAUACUGUGGACAUCAUGGACAUCAUGGACAUCAUAGUCAUCGAUGACGACGAAGAGGGUGAAGAGCCCGGAGCACAGGCUGCCAUAAAGGAGGAGCAGUUAUAGACACUAAAAAAUUGCACUUAAUGCCGUGUGAGCAAGGACACGCCUCGUCCUUAACAGUUAACCGUAAAUUGAGGAAAUGGAAAAGUAUGAAAACGCUGAUACCGAGCCAAGAAGAACAGUACACCCCCAGACACGAGAGCUACAAUUUCAACACUUUACCGUUGUGAUGCCGCGUUCUUGCUAGAUUCUAGCAGAACGGGCACACUGUUCGCCGAGCUUAGGUCACACUGGAGGCAUAUAAACACGUUUUAUGCUCACACUAGUAAUAUGUAUCGUGAAAUGAAUCUAAAUGGAUCCCCUUCGGAUCGUGUUAAGCUCGAUGGUCCACAGUUUAUGACGGAAAUUAAUGGAUUUUGAUGGAAACUGAAGAAUUCUAUAUCGCUGAGAAAUUUUGAAAGUUACUACAGAGUUUAGAAGCCUACGAUAAGACGUAGUACGGCAAUGUUCAAGUUGAGCUGUUGAAUUUGAAUGAUGCUGAUGUAGGAUAAUACUGAUGAAAAAUUUGGAAGUUAAUGUUACUUAUGUCAACACUAUACAUCCGUCAAGUCAAUGGUUUAUAGAUCUCGACCAUUGAACUGACCACUAUGAUUCUCAAAAUGAUUCUGACGAUGGACACACUCUCUUGUUACCCUUAAGCCUCACUAGCUUAGCUCACUAGUUGCAACAUAAUGGGACAUAAUGUUUUGUUGAUCGCCAUUAUGUUGCAAUUUGAUGAUUUGAUAUCUCUGCAAACCUGAUCUUCUCACUGUCAACACUGGAGCGGAAAACUAAGUCAACACUAUUACACAAAGGUCAAUCCUCGACCACAAAUCAAGAUACACUGUUAUUAUUCUCGCAAUGAUAAUAUUAACAAGAAGCGUUUUCAAGACAACCCCGAAAUAGGAAGCAACUGCUGUUUGGCUUUCUUUUCUACACUUGUAAUGAUUUUCUAGAAAUGUUUGAAUAUCACAUGUGAUGUGUUUGUACAGAGCCUGUUUGCUUUCGCCAGUAAAUAUACACUACACACUUAA